AUGCUGAUGUACUUCCUUCGAGGAUCCCUCCCGUGGUCCGGCCUGGAUGCCAAAACGCAAGAGGAAAAGUACAGGAAGAUCCGUGAGAAGAAGGAGCAAACUCCACUGGACGAGCUCUGUGCAGGCUUCCCGCCGGCCUUCAAGAUCUACUUGCAAACAGCCCGCUCUUUGGAGUUCAAGGAGCGGCCCGACUACGUCGCCUUACGGAAGCUCUUUGCAGAUGUCCGUGCCGAGAUUGGGCCCCAGGAGGACCAUGGCUUCCAGUUUCUCGAAGGGCGAGAGUUAGGUACCCUCGAGCCCCUUGAGCAAGUGGAGUUGCGGCAGCCUGACGAUCAGGUCAGCGGUGCGGGAUUAGGCGGGCGGCGGGCGGGCACGGGCAAUCAAGCGCUGGUCGCAGCUGUGUUCCUGUUUGUGAAGAAGGAGUCGCCCCCCACUCCGCCUCCGCACCGCACGGCACUCUCGCCGCUGCUCGCCGCGGCCUACUUCGGCAACGUGGAAGAGCUCAUGGAUGGCUUGAGAGACGGUGAAGAUCUGGAGGCCCAAGAUCCUUCGGAUGGCUGCCGACCCUUGCAUGCUGCCGUCCUAACCGAGCAGACGGAAGCGGCCAGCUAUCUCAUCAGGCAACGCGCAGACUUGGAGAGCCGGGCCUUCGAAGGUCUCACGCCGCUACUGCUCGCCUGCCGGUCGGAUGCGGGGAGGCUGGUGCGUCUGCUCUUGCACCACUCUGCUGAUGUGGCCGCCAGGGAUGCCUUGGGUCGCUCGGCCCAGGACAUUUGCGCGGAGCAUCGCUCCAAAAGCGCUGUGAAGGCGCUGGCUGGGGAGGAAGAGCUGGCGGAGCCCCAGGAGGAGUCGGUUGAGAGCCCGGCGAAGAAGGAGCAGGGCGUUGACGAGGUGAGACAGCAUGAGAGCUCAGCACCCGCCGGCAAAGAGCCCUUGAGCAAAGCGGUGCUGUGGGAGCCUUGGUUUGGUUCCGCGGUGGACCCGGUGGAGGCAGAGGGAGUGGAUCCCCAGUACGAAGCUUGGGACCAGGAGAUUCAGACAGGCAACAGACCUGGAAGCCACCAAGUGUGUUGA
Molecule: messenger RNA, 1074 nt
Organism: Symbiodinium sp. CCMP2592
Lineage: Eukaryota; Dinophyceae; Suessiales; Symbiodiniaceae
Source: the annotation of a GenBank genome assembly